Messenger RNA from Lepus europaeus (European hare), 2239 nucleotides. Its product is annotated as transmembrane ascorbate-dependent reductase CYB561. The record is from RefSeq and is a predicted model, not a curated record. The coding region runs from base 563 to 1312 and encodes 249 amino acids. Gene Ontology annotation, molecular function: oxidoreductase activity. Gene Ontology annotation, cellular component: lysosomal membrane. NCBI's taxonomy places the organism in Eukaryota, Metazoa, Chordata, Mammalia, Lagomorpha, Leporidae. The transcript is spliced from 6 exons.
ACACCCCCCCCCCCCCAUCCUGUGCUCUCAGGAGGGGAGGGCGCCACAGGCAGUAGAGGUCCCAGGUCCCAGAUCAGGGUCCCAGGUCUCAGGGUGGAGAAAGGCUGCUUCCAGGCGCUCGAAGCUGUUGCCUGCAGGUCUGCUCUGAGAACAGAGGCCUGGGGUCUGGCCACCCACUUAGGAGGGAGGGUGCACACUGGGAGCACCAGGGUCCAGAGAGUGUAGACGCUCCUUGAAGUGAUGGGGUGGGUGCUGGCAGCUCCGGAAGGGGAACGGUUGGGGAAUGGUGGGGGAGGCCUCUGGCCAACCAGGUCUUUCGGUGCAGCCUCCGCGAAGCAGGAGCCUCUCCCUGUUGCACCUCUUUUCUCAGUCUGGAUUUCCACUCUUAGAACCCCCGGGGGCUGAGCUGGCGGAAGCCGCGGGCCUGCCCGGGGCACAGGAGUCUUCACCUUCAAGUCAGAACGGGACCCCGCAGUACCAAAGCUGCUGCCGGACCUCACUUUUCCUCCCGGUGAGCCCGGAGGGCUUGCAAGCGUAGGCGUUUGGCAGCAGCUGCCUCGGCAUGGACAGCGUGGCACCCGCCCCCGGCGCGCUGCCCUACUACGUGGCCCUCUCCCAGCUGCUGGGCCUAACCGUGGUGGCCAUGACGGGCGCUUGGCUGGGCGUGUACCGAGGUGGCAUCGCCUGGGAGAGCGCCCUGCAGUUUAACGUGCACCCCUUGUGCAUGGUCAUAGGCCUGGUCUUCCUGCAGGGAGACGCCCUGCUGGUUCACCGUGUCUUCAGGAAAGAGACCAAACGCACAACCAAGGUGGUGCACGGGCUGCUGCACGUCUUUGCCUUCGUCAUCGCGCUCGUGGGCUUGGUGGCCGUGUUUGACUACCACAAGAAGAAGGGCUACGCGGACCUGUACAGCCUGCACAGCUGGUGUGGCCUGCUGGUCUUUGUCCUUUACCUGCUGCAGUGGCUCGUGGGCUUCAGCUUCUUCCUGUUCCCUGGAGCUUCGUUUUCCCUGCGGAGCCGCUACCGCCCUCAGCACGUCUUCUUCGGUGCCACCAUCUUCCUCCUGUCCGUGGGCACAGCCCUGCUGGGCCUGAAGGAGGCGCUGCUGUUUAAACUCGGGGCCCAGUACAGUGCCUUCCAGCCGGAGGGCGUGCUGGCCAACGCGCUGGGCCUGCUGCUGGCCUGCUUCGGGGUGCUGGUGCUCUACAUCCUGACGCGCGCCGACUGGAAGCGGCCUGCGCAGGCCGAGGAGCAAGCCCUGUCCAUGGACUUCAAGACGCUGACGGAGGGAGACAGCCCCGGCUCCCAGUGAUGCCCGCCCGGCUGUGGGGUGCGGGUGCGGGUGCGGGUGCGGGGAGGGCGGGGGUUGGGGGGCUGUGCCUGCUUUCGCGCUGAUUUCUCGGGUUCGGCUUCCUCUGCUUUGCCUUCCCUGCUGCUGUAGACAGGGCGGUUAGUCACGUGCGGCCCUGGGCCCGGGUCGCUCUGCGCAGACGCUCUGGGGAGGCUGUGGCCGCAGAAGCACAGAGCCGGGGCAGGGGACAGUGACUCCACCCCGGGGCCCCGGGGCCAAGCAGCUGCUCUGUGCCCUUGAAUCCCGAGCAGCCUUCCCUCCGGCCCGAGGAGCACGUGGGACGAUGGGCCCAGCGUUUGGCAGCGCAGCCAGUGACAUUAUGUGUAAAAUAUGCUCGUGUUUAGAGAAGGGUCCCCAGGCGAGGGGAGGCUCCGGCCCGGGCGGCAGGCUCGGGCCCUCCUUCUCUUUAACCCACAAGCCCCUGGAUGGUGUCGCAGGGAGAGGGCCGGAAGUGCUGGCUCUAGACCAGCUCCCAGCCUGCAGAGGAGGGCGGCUGCCCCGGCCGGUGUGGCUGUAGGCAGAGGAGGGCGGCUGCCCCGGGGCCGGUGGCACACAGCUCCCCCUGCCGGGCGGGCUCCCGCACAGCUCCGCCCGGGAGUCCAGCACAGGCCGGCGCAGGCCCCGCAGGCCGUGGGCAGGGCCGCCGCCUCCUGCCGCUGCUGGGCUCCUCUCGCUUCUGCUCCGCUCUGCCCGUCAGGCCCCCCGCGCCCCUCCGCCCACCUCCGUGUGACCUUGGAGGCGGCUCUCUGAGCCCAGUGUGCCCAGUCCGUGUGGCGGCGUCGCGCAGAGGCGCUGCGCUGGCCUUGCUGGGCUUGGCCCCUGCUCUCCUGUCCCCCGCGCUCGUGCGAGGCAGGCGCGGUUUCCUGAAGAACUUAAUACAGCUUCCAG